Suillus subalutaceus is the source of this 922-nucleotide messenger RNA. RefSeq lists its product as uncharacterized. The record is from RefSeq and is a predicted model, not a curated record. Bases 134 to 610 code for a protein of 158 amino acids. The transcript is spliced from 4 exons. Lineage: Eukaryota; Fungi; Basidiomycota; Agaricomycetes; Boletales; Suillaceae. Gene Ontology annotation, cellular component: mitochondrial inner membrane. Gene Ontology annotation, biological process: mitochondrial respiratory chain complex IV assembly.
CGGACAACGACUUGGAGGCGUGGCACGCUAGUGAGCUGAGUAUAGCAACGAAGCACGGGCUCCAGAACUCAAACCCUCAGAGCAGUAAAAUAAUUGCUAGAACUAAACUAGAAAUACUACCCGACAUAUCACGAUGGCAGACGAGCAAUACAUAUCCAAAAAGACUGUUGCUGCAUCCUAUCGACCACGCAGUUCUCUUAUGUCCCCCGGCCUCCAGCGCGCACGCGCACCUUUCCGCCUCCGAAACGCCCUCACCGGCCUCAUACUCGCAGGCUUCGGCGUCGGCGUCUGGGCAUACUCUAUUAGCGCAGUGAAACAAGAUGACUUCUCGGACGUUGAUGAGGAGGCGCGUGCACUGAUGCGUGCUGGGCCAACAAUUGUGGAGGAGGUCAAAGCUUCCGUGAUGGCCGAGGCAAAAGCCGUGGUGACACAGACUCCGAGCAGCGUGCCUGUGGAGGUUAAGGCAGCUACUGUGCCAUCAAUACACCGAGGUUUACUUGUGCCUGUUCUUGAGAGGCAUUUCCCCCACUUGUUGGACCCAUCACGGAAGACGCUCAUUUGGGGGGCGCCUCCGGUAGAUAAUCUUGGGAGGCUCCGUGAUUCGGUAUAGAAGCCUUGCAGGUCCUUGGACUUCUAUUCCCUCUACAGAUAAUGUCUCAGGUACAAGACGAUAAUCUAAUAGUAGACUAUUUAGCACAUGCAUGUAUGAACACUCGUUCGAUCCAGCUCCUUUCAUAAAACUGGAUAGUACGAAGAGCCAAAUCAAGAAGUCAAGACAAUGGAUUAGCGAAUCACGUUCAUGUUGACGUAUUGACGCAACAUCUCAUACACAACCUCUACACACUAGCGCAGGCCGACGAUGCCACCAAUAGAAGAGUAGAUCUCCAGCCAGCGCAAGUCUGGAGAAACGGUGCUGAAAGCC